GCCAAUUUUACAAAGGAAAUUGGCGUUCGCGUGUAGCGGUGGCUAGCGUGCACUAACGCCAGCUAAAGUUCACAGCUAGCUACGGAAACACAAGCGCGUGCUAAGUGGCUAACUAACUAGCUAGCUGGCUCAAGGUUCUAUCGACGUUUUUCCUGGCGGAUAGCUAACUAAAUCCCUGGGCUGUACUGCCUGAACCCUAGUGGCCAGUGUGGAUGAAGGAAGCAUGCAGACCAUAAAGUGUGUGGUGGUGGGCGAUGGUGCCGUGGGUAAGACUUGCCUUCUAAUCUCCUACACAACAAACGCCUUCCCGGAGGAGUACAUCCCCACCGUGUUCGACAACUACAGUGCCCAGAUAAGUGUGGAUGGCCGCGCCAUCAGCCUCAACCUGUGGGACACGGCUGGCCAGGAGGAGUACGACCGCCUGCGCACCCUCUCCUACCCCCAGACCAAUGUCUUCAUCAUCUGUUUCUCCAUCGGCAGCCCCUCCUCUCAUGCCAACGUACGACACAAGUGGCACCCAGAGGUAUCCCACCACUGUCCUGGAGUUCCAGUGCUGCUGGUGGGCACCAAGAAGGAUCUGCGUGGAGAUGUGGAGGCGGUGAAGAAGUUGAAGGAGCACGGCCUGGCCCCCACCAACCAACAGCAGGGUAAUGCCUUAGCCAAGCAGAUCGGCGCCGUCAAAUACCUGGAGUGCUCAGCUCUGAUGCAGGACGGUGUGAGGGAGGUGUUUGAAGAGGCCGUGCGAGCUGUGCUCUACCCCGUAACCAAGAAAAAUGGCAAGAAGUGUGUUGUGUUAUAACUAUGUGCCUAGACUGUAGGGGGACUGGGGGAAGAGACUAACGAUUGGCGCUGCCAUUUUGGCUCCCAAUAUGCCUUCCACGUUCUAACCCUCGCCACUUGUUAGCAUUGCCUGGCUUCAAUAUUAAUUGGUUGUUUGUCAAGAGGUUCUCUCCACUAAGAUGUGGUUUUAAUUGAUGCCAACAGCCUUCCUAUGGAUUUUUUUGUAUCUCUGAAUUCAAAACUACAGUGACGAUGCUGAGGGAUUUCAAUGGUGCCUUCUCAGCAACUUGCUGCCUUGUCCUCACUGGCUGUAUGUUUAAGAAGAUUACAAUUGAUUUGACACCUUUGCUUUUCUCCUUCAUCAGGCCAGUCUUGUAAUGUGUUGAUCUUUUUCUGUGAACUUUGCCCUUGUUUUCAUCUGAUGUGAUUUACAGGAAUGUUGUGUCAAUCAGUAGCCACUGUUAAACAUUAUGUUCAUUCCUCUGUGCCAUUACAGUAAUAGUUGUAGUGUGGAUUGUCAAUAAGAUAGUUUGCCUUUAACGUGGUUCAUAAGCCAGGGUCACAGGAUAUCUGCCGAACUAGCCUUGCUGCUAUGAGACAAGCACGGGUGUAUGUAUGACACUGUCACCCUGAACACAUGCACACUUUGAUUAGAACAGUCUGUCUCCUAUUGCUCUGUUACACACUCUCUUACUCUGUAAAACCAUGAGCUUGCCAUUCAGCUUUGUCAAAACAAAGUCCUGAUUGUGUCAGAGUGAAUACAGAUUUGGGUAGCUGCUAAGUAAACAGAUGCCCUAAAGAUUGUUAUUUUUGUAUUGCUGGUGGGAAAAGUCAGGAAGCAAUAAUUUGAGCGUUUAGUGAUUAACACCCCCCCAAAGUCUAACUCGCUGACCUGCUUAUGGGUAGUCUUUAUUUUUUUGUCUGAAGGCAAACAGAAACCACAAGUAAACUACAUUAUAUGUUCUAUUGUAACUCAUUGAAAUCGGUGCUGAAUAAUGCUACACAUUAGAAUGUCAUAAAAGUUGUUUAGUGUUACUGGCCUCAUUGAGGAAUGCGUGUUGAAGGUACCACAUAUCAGCAGUAAUGCUGCUUAUUCCUGGCUAACUGUUAACUUAUCUAAGUGUAAUGGCAAGUAUGUAUGGCUAAUACUGCAACAGGAGUGGCAAUCCUAACAGUUACUUGUGCUGCAUGAACAUGCUUGUUGGAGAGUGGAAGACAUAGGCCUACAUUUUUACCCAAACUACUCUAGCAGGAUUUUUUUCAUUGUCUGGUGGUAUUAUUGGUAUGAAUAUUUCUGUCGUUUGCCUCGUCCCUUUGUGAUGUCAUAUGGGAUCUGUAAUGAGUUGAUGUGCAGCUUCUGUAAUUAAGAGCCACAGGGUCAGCUGGUUUUUCCCAUCAGACCAAAUUCAAUAUAGUGGUGUGAAGUAUUGCAUUUUUAGGUAUAAUUCAUAGAAAUUUGCUCACUGGACAAUACAUGUGGUGGAAACCUGCAGAGUCUAGCACUUGAACUGAAGUUGCGCUUCCUCUGUGUGGAAGUCUUUGCCUUCUCAAACAGAUGGAAUUAAUUCUACCCCAACACUGAUAACAGAUUGGUUCUGGUGGAAUGUAAUAGUUUUUUUUAACCAGAAACCUGCUAUGAAAUGUACAUCUAAUUGCCAAAAUAAAGGAAACACUUGAGUAAAUGAGGAAUAAAGGUAUAUUGAAAGCAGGUUCUGCCACACAGGUGUGAUUCCUGAGUUUAUUAAGCAAUAAACAUCCCAUCAUGCUUAAGGCCAUGUGUAAAAAUGCCCAGUUGCCUGUUAUUUUGGCAACCAUGGCUAGAAGAGAUCUGUUACUUUGAAAGAGGGGUCUCAAAUGAGCAUGGGGGUUUAAAGGGUGUGUGUGUGUCAGUCACCAGAUCGCAACCCAAUUGAACACAUGGGAGAUACUGGAGCGGUGCCUGAGACUGCAUUUUCCACCACCAUCAACGAAACACCAAAAUAUGGAAUUUCUCAUGUAAGAAUGGUGUCCAAUAGAUUUCCAGACACUUGCAUAAUCUAUGCCAUGCUGUUCUGGUGGUACAUUGUGUCCCAACGCCCUAUUUAGGCAUUUUAUGUUGGUGUUUCCUUUAUGUUGGUAGAGACCUGUAUAACAGGUUAUAAUGGUUCAAUUAAGUAUUUUUAAGGAGGCCUACAUAUUCCCUUAUUACUUUGGCGCUCAAUUCCAUUCUGUACUGCAGACUAAAGAGGCUUGGUUGUGGUAUUUAUUAUCCAAGAGAGACAUUUUGGUAUUCAUUUUAUAUUCCAGAUAUUCCAGAUACAAGUGUCAUGGUCUUUACCUUUAUGUGUAAAGACUCAACUUUAUAUAUUUUUGAUUCAAUCCUUUUUUACAAUAAGUCUAUGUGUGUACUGUACAAUAAAUAUUUCAGAUAAAUGA
This is a messenger RNA of Oncorhynchus tshawytscha (Chinook salmon), 3195 nucleotides long. RefSeq names its product rho-related GTP-binding protein RhoG. Gene Ontology annotation, molecular function: GTP binding; GTPase activity; protein kinase binding. The coding region runs from base 224 to 799 and encodes 191 amino acids. The transcript has 2 exons. Lineage: Eukaryota; Metazoa; Chordata; Actinopteri; Salmoniformes; Salmonidae. Gene Ontology annotation, cellular component: cytoskeleton; plasma membrane; cell cortex. Gene Ontology annotation, biological process: regulation of cell shape; establishment or maintenance of cell polarity; actin filament organization. The record is from RefSeq and is a predicted model, not a curated record.